This is a messenger RNA of Purpureocillium lilacinum, 3867 nucleotides long. NCBI's taxonomy places the organism in Eukaryota, Fungi, Ascomycota, Sordariomycetes, Hypocreales, Ophiocordycipitaceae. The record is from RefSeq and is a predicted model, not a curated record.
AUGGACUCGGCGCCGAUCCAGAGCACACGUGGACUCAUGCCGCGCCAACAGAACCGGCUGCAUCUUCCCAUCAUCUUCAUUGGACACAGCUUAGGUGGCGUCAUCAUCAAGCAUGCGUUAUGCGGACAAGAUGCCGAAGAAACCGUUGAUGAUACCUCUGGUAUCAUCUUCCUGGGCACCCCCCAUCUUGGCUCGUCCGCGUCGGUCGCUGGUGCCAUCUUGGCCUUCGCGACUCGACUGCUCGGGUCCGACACGACGUUGCUCCUGUCUCUGAAGAGCCAUGAUGCGCAGCUCAGCAACCUCGCGGCCAGGUUUCGGUCGGUCGUGGUCCAAAAUGAAAGACGAGGGCAGGAGACUAGGAUCAUCUCCUUCUACGAGACGAAGCCCACGUAUCUGCUUGGGUGGCUCUCUCUAGGUCGGGUGGUGGCGCGGGACUCAGCAGUUGUCCACGCGGAUGAAGAACACGACAUCGACAGCGAUCACAGCGGGCUCAAUAAGUGUGCCGGGCGAGGCGACGAGCUAUAUCAGAAGCUAAAAAAGGCAGUAGACGACCUGAGAGUCCCAUCACUGCUAGAACAAGCCGACAAACUUAUUUGCGACAAACACUACACGGAAAGCAAGCUAAGGAUUGAGCGACUCUCGGGCGACCAGUUGCCGAUGGAUCAGUGCUACAUAAACCUUGCCAUGGUGGAGAAGUUUGGCCCGGAUGCAGACCGCUCAGACCAACGGGACGCAAACCUGUCCCCGUUUACUCUACUGUCUCGGCAGAAGGCUGAGACGCCCUCCAACGCCGACAGCAGCAAGACUCUAUUUCUACUCGACGGCUUGGACGAGCUAUCCCAGGACCUGACUGGCCACGGCAGCAUACCCAACUUCCUAGCUGAGCUUCUACAACAGCGGAAUGUGAUCAUCACCUCCCGACCCAACGCCAAUCACCCAGCUCUCCAAGAUCUUGACCUCGAAUUAGAAACGAUAGCAUUCUCUCCAAAGCAGGUGAACGCCUACCUGGACGCUGAUCCCAAUAUGAUGCCAAGAGCCAACGAGGUCAAGUCCUUUCUUCAGCAUCAUCGGCUCAUUCAGGGUCUAGUGCGCAUCCCCAUUCAAUUGGACGCUCUUUGUUACGCCUGGGAAGACCUCAAGCGUACAACAUUGCCGAACACCAUGACCCGAAUAUACCAAGCGAUCGAGCAAAAGCUGUGGAAGAAGGACGCCGUGCGAUUGAACAAAAUAUCAGAGGGUGAUGCUCAAAUCGCUCGACCGGCCGAGAUCAAGCUCCGAGUCAAGACCGAGAUAGCGCUUCUUGAAUGCUUUGCAUUUAAUGGCCUGCACAGCGACGUGAUAGACUUCACGCCAGACCAUCGAGACAAACUUGUCGAGAUGUCCCAAUUGUCGGAUCUGCCACUUGACGAGACCCUUGCGCGGCUCUCUUUUCUACGGACAUCAGACCCUUCAACAAGGCUUGAAGACCGAAACUACCACUUUCUACACCUGACCUUUCAGGAGUUUUUCGCGGCGCGGUACUUCGUCAAGCAGUGGAAGGAUGGCAAACCACUCGCACACUAUUCAGAAGCGACGGUGGCUGCGCUGGCGCCGCUGCUCAAGGAUGAGGACGACAACGUCCGCCUCCGUGCUGCUGAGGUCUUAGAAAAGCAGUCGAAGCUGCCAGAGACGGCGCUGUCGGCGCUAGGGGCGCUGCUCGAAGACGAGGAGUGGACUGUCCGCAUCCGCGCCGCCGAGAUCUUAGAAAAGCAGUCGAAUCUACCAGAGGCGACAUUAUCGGCGCGAGGGGCACUGCUCAAGGACGAGGACGAGGACAUCUGCCUCCGUGCCCCUGCGCUCUUAGAAAAACAGUCGAACCUACCAGAGGCAACGCUGGCGGCGCCGGAGGCACUGGCGGCGCUGGAGGCCCUGACACCGCCGCGCAUGAACAUGAAGGUGAUUGCCCGCUCGCACGCCACCGAGACCUUCUUGUGGAGGUUGUGGCUACUGCUGGCGGUGCUGUUCGCGGUGGAGAUGCUCAAGAGCAUGGAGUACACUGUCCCCCACCUCGUCCCCGAGGUGGAGGCGCUGUUGGCGCUGUCAGCGCUGGUGGCGCUGGUGGCGCUGGCGGAGCUGGAAGCCCUGGCGAAGCUGGAGGCCUUGACGGCGCCGCGCAAGAACAUGGAUGUGAUUGCCGCCGAGACCUUAUUGAGGCAGUCGAAGCUACCGCUGGCGGCGCUGUUGGCGUUGGUGGCGAUGCUCAAGAGCAGGAUGUACACUUUUCUCUACUCCGGUGUCCCUGACUUCGUCCCCGAGAUCUUGGAAAGCCAGUCGAAGCUACCAGAGGCGGCGCUGUCGGCGCUUGUAGCGCUGCUCAAGGACGAGGAGGAGAUUGUUCGCUUUCGUGGCGCCAAGGUUUUAAAAAAACGGUCGAAGCUACCAGAGGCGACGCUGGCGAUGCUAGAGACGCUGCUCAAGGACGAGGACAAGGAUGUCCGCCUCCGCGCUAUCGAGAUUUUAGAAACGCAGUCGAGGCUAUCAGAGGCGACACUAUCGGCGCUAGGGGCGCUACUCAAGGACGAAGACGAGGACGUCCGCCUCCGUGCUGUCGAGGUCUUACAAAGGCAGACGAAGCUACCAGAGGCGACGCUGGCGACGCUAGAGACGCUGCUCAAGGACGAGGACAAGGGCGCCCGCCUCCUCGCCACCGAGAUCUUAGAAAAGCAGUCGAAUCUACCAGAGGCGAUGCGGUCGGCGCUAAGGGCGCUGCUCAAAGACGAGGACGAGGACGUCCGCCUCCGCGCCGCCGAGGUCUUGAAAAUGCAGUCGAAGCUACCAGAGGCGACGGUAUCGGCGUUGGGGUCGCUGCUCAAGGACGAGGUCGAGGACGUCCGCCUUCGCGCCGCCGAGAUCUUAGAAAAGCAGACGAAGCUGCCGGAGACGGCGCUGUCGGCGCUAGGGGCGCUGCUCGAAGACGAGGAGUGGACUGUCCGCAUCCGCGCCGCCGAGGGCUCAGGAAAGCAAUCGAAGCUACCAGAUGCAGCGACAGGGACGCUGGCGACGCUGUUGGCGCUAUUGACGCUGCUCAAUGACGAGGAGUGGACUGUCCGCUUGCGCGCCAUCGGGGCCUUGGGGGCGCCGUCGAAGCUACUAGAGGCGUCGGCGCUGGGAGCGCUGCUCAAGGGUGAGGACGAGGAGAUACGCUUCUGUGCCGCCAUGGACUUACCAGAGGCGACGCUGUCGGCGCUGGUGGCGCUGGUCACAGACGAGGAGUGGAACAUCUAUUUGCGCGCCGCCGAGAUAUUUGAAAUGCGGUCGAAGCUGCCAGGGGCGACGCUGUCGGCGCUGGGGGCGGCGCUGCUCAAGGACGAGGAGAGGGUCGUCCGCUUGAGCGCCGUCGGGGCCUUAGGAAGGCAGUCGAGGUUACCAGAGGCGACUGUGUCGGCGCUGGUGACGCUGCUCAAGGACGAGGGCGAGAGGGUUCGCUCGCGCGCCGCCAUGGCCUUAGGGAAGCAGUCGAAGCUACCAGAGGCGACGGUGUCAGCGCUGGUGGCGCUGCUCAAAGACGAGGAGUGGACCGUCCGCUCCCUCGCCGACCGGGCGUUAGCAGGCCAGUCGGACCUGCCAGAGAAGUUCCUCAAAUCUAUCGGCUCGUUGCUGGAAUCUGAAAACCAGGGUGAGAUUACUGCCUCUGCUAUUUGCAUUCCCGAAUAUGCGAGAUUGUUAUAUCAGAUUUCAACCAGCCAGAUGGAUUGCGAGCAGUUUCUUUCGAGCAUAACCGGCCCGAUCGAAUCCUGGACGCAAUCAGAAAGCACUGCCACUGGUGGAAUGCUCACAGCUACACGCUCUGGGAUCGUUGCGAUGGAGAGGCUGUUCGCCAAGCGCUAA